AUGUAAAAUGAAUAAGUCAAUAGAUAAUCAAAUAUUAAUGAAGAAGUAAAUGACCCAUUCAAGGACCAUUAAAGUCAUUACUUGAAUAAUGCAGAAAAUAACUCUGAAUUUGUAAAUAAACUCACUUCUUAAUAUUCAACAAAUCUAUAGGAUAAAACUGGAGGUGAAUUUAAGAACAUUGAUGGUGAUUCACUAAUGCAACUAGGAUUAAGGAGCAAAUAAAUGAAAUAAGUUGGAAGUUUAGAAGAUUGGAAUAAUCAUACUAUUGAUGACCAACUCAGAAAUUAUAAACUUGGAAUAAAUACCACAAAGAAUAAUAUUAUUAUAAACAUCAAGGAAAACGAGCAAGAGAAGUAGUUGCCGAAGAGAAAUAAAAACACAUCUGACAUGUAUCUAAGCAAAACCGAAAAAAAGCAAAUAAAUCAAGCAAGGAUUAGCUCUGGACUCGGGGGAAUAAGUUACGAUCUCGAAAAUCUGGUUAGAGAUUAAAAUUAUCUGUCCAUUCCCAACAACUUUAAAAAUAAAGUAGGAGUAGCAUUUGCAACAACUGAAGCUAAUAUAAUGAUGGAUGCUGGUCUUUCUGGGAUCUAUAACAUGGGAAACACAUGUUUCUUGAGCACAGCAAUUUAAUGCUUAUGUGCUGUGUAACCGCUUACUGAUUUUUUUCUCGGGGAUCUUCAUGAAUAGUCAAUAAAUAAAACUAAUCCAAUGGGAUCACUGGGAGAGGUUUCUUUUUAAUAUGCAAAUCUACUUAAAGAUAUUUGGAAAGGAAAGGAGGAUAAAAUUUAUCCAAUGAAAAUUCUAAAAAAACUUCAUGAACUUGCACCACAUGUAUUUAGUAUUACUUAAAAAUUACUAUUUUAGUUAGUUAGUGGGCAAUAGUAAGAUGCUCAGGAAUUUCUUGCAUAUUUACUUGAUAUAUUGCAUGAAGAUCUUAAUAGAGCUGAUAAAUUCAAUAACCUAAAGAAAUAAAGAGAAGAGCUAGAUCUUAAGAAGUCAUUGGCUCUUACUUAAUAGGAAUCUGAGUAUUAAGAGAAUUUUGCUGAAUAUACAGAUGAGUAAUAAGAAUUGAUAGCUUAUGAUGCUUGGAAAGAGCAUUUGUUCAAUAAUAGAUCAAUUAUUGUAGAUCUUUUUCAGGGUCAACUGAAAUCCGCAUUAAGAUGCUUGAACUGUGGUCAUACUUCCAUUAAAUUUGAUAGUUUUAUGUACUUAUCAAUUCCAAUUCCAGCUUAAUUCUAAAAUAAACAUCCGACUCUUGAAGAAUGUGUUGAGGAAUUUACAAAGGAAGAAAUAUUAGAUGGUGAAAAUAAAUGGAAAUGCUUGAAAUGCAAGAGUUUUUAGAGAGCUACUAAAAAGAUAGAUAUAUGGAAGCUACCUUCUAUAUUGAUAGUCCAUCUAAAACGUUUUGAGUUUAGUGAAAGAAAAAGAGGCAAAAUCAAUGAUUUCGUUGAUUUUCCUCUUGAUAAUCUAGAUUUAACUCCUUAUGUCUCUAAACUUUAAAGAGAAAAACCUAUAUAUGAUCUAUUUGCUGUUUCAAAUCAUGAAGGAUAUCUUGGAGGAGGGCAUUACUAUGCCUAUACAAAGCACAGGAAAAAUCAUAUGUGGUACUAAUUUGAUGAUGAUAUGGUUAAACACAUGCCAGAUGAAGAGAAUGUAGUUACUCCUGCAGCUUAUAUUCUCUUCUACUCAAAAAUGACUGUAGAUGAGUUUGCAAGGUAGACAUUAAGUGAACCUGGCCUAUGGCCGCAUUUGAUAUUCUCUGAAAAAACAAAACUUAAUAGCAUAAAUGGUGCCAGACGAAUUCCAAAUGUUAAUUAUUAAAGUCCAAAAUCGAUAUUCGAUGUUCCAAUUUAUAAGCCUUCUCCCAAUCUUUUGGACUUAAAGCUUAAGAAUAAUUAAAUGAAAGUUAGUGGACAUGGACUAGGAAAAAUUGGAAGCUCCCUAAUUUAAAGGAAUACAAUGGGCCUGUAAAUGGAUUCUUCUGCGGAAUAUAAGGACAGAAAUGGCAUUAUUUCAUAAUCAGGACAAAAAUCUAUUUUCACUCCUUAGAGAUAAUCUCAUAAUGGAUAUUUCAAGACCAAUACUUAGGAUAAUUUGAAUACUAUUGAUCCCAAUAUUCUAUCUUCGAGAGGCAUUCCUCCUAGUUCAAGUAUUAUUGAAGGAAAAAGUGAUUACUCAGCUUAAAGCAAAAGAGCAUAUGGAUAUAGCUAGAUUACUUAGCAAAAGGCUACAGGAAAGAUGAUAAUGGAAAACAGCGGAAAUAAAUAGAUAGUCAUAAACAACAAUAAUAAUAACUACUAUAUUAAUUUAUACAUGAGAGGUGAUGGCUAGUAUUGA
Messenger RNA from Stylonychia lemnae, 2337 nucleotides. The record is from the annotation of a GenBank genome assembly. Lineage: Eukaryota; Ciliophora; Spirotrichea; Sporadotrichida; Oxytrichidae.